CAACAAUCCACCUCCAGCAAUGCCUCCACGGUUACCCGCACUUACGGCGGCUCUUCGCCCGGCGCAGAGUACGAAUGGAAUUGUCUCGGCAUUCCUCGUCCCCUUUCUCCUGGCGAGAAACGCCUCGAUUCUGUCGAACCUCCAGGACAAAGAUGAGGCAUACAGCAAGCGCAUAAGGCGCGGUCGUGGUCCAUCGUCGGGGAAGGGAAAGACGUCAGGAAGAGGUCACAAGGGUCAGAAGCAGCACGGAAGUGUGCCAGCGAGGUUCCAGGGUGGUCAGACUACGCAGGAUGUCGUGCACCACCAGAAGGGAGGAGAGAAUUUCUUCUCCGUCGAGAUGUCGCCCAUUAACCUAAAUCGCAUACAGGAUUGGAUCGACCAGGGAAGGCUGGACCCGACCAAGCCGAUCACAGUCAAGGAGCUGGCCGAGUCGCGGUGCCUCCACGGUGUCAAGAACGACGGUGUGAAGCUUCUGGCGCGCGGAAAGCAGGAGCUGAAGACCCCAAUCAACAUCCUCGUAUCGCGCGCCUCGGCAGCGGCCAUUGAGGCCGUCGAGGCCGCUGGAGGAAAGGUCACCACCCGCUACUACACCAAGCAAUCGCUCCGCCGUCUCCUCAAGGGCGAGUCCGAAUCGUCCUUCACUCCUCUCGGAAUGAUCCCAGCAGAGGAUAGCGCCGAGCCAACCGAAUCCCCGAUCGUCGCACAGGCCAAGCCAUUCUCUUAUCGUCUCCCCGACCCAACGAGCCGUAAGGAUAUCGAAUACUACAGAGACCCGGCACACAGGGGAUACCUCAGCCACUUGAUCGCAGAGGGCGAAGGUCCAUCUUUGUUCUUCAAGACGCCAGGUAGCACGGUCAAGAAGAGCAAGAAGAAGGCUGGCAAGGAGGGUGUUGUGAAGGGAGAGAAUAAGUUGUGGUAAAUGUCGGAUUAGGCGGUAUUAUGAGUGGGGCAACUGUACUAUCUGAAGAGAGGUUAUACGGAUCAGACCUGGCAAGGAAAUGGUUCUAGAAUAUCUAGAGUGCUAACUAAGCAUAUGUACAAUACUUAAUUU
This is a messenger RNA of Pseudogymnoascus destructans, 1051 nucleotides long. It is a transcript of the gene MRPL10, whose product is annotated as YmL10. NCBI's taxonomy places the organism in Eukaryota, Fungi, Ascomycota, Leotiomycetes, Thelebolales, Thelebolaceae. The transcript has 2 exons. Bases 20 to 919 code for a protein of 299 amino acids. Gene Ontology annotation, molecular function: structural constituent of ribosome. Gene Ontology annotation, cellular component: mitochondrial large ribosomal subunit. Gene Ontology annotation, biological process: translation. The record is from RefSeq and is a predicted model, not a curated record.